Messenger RNA from Exaiptasia diaphana, 2314 nucleotides. Its product is annotated as matrix metalloproteinase-17-like. Gene Ontology annotation, cellular component: extracellular matrix. Bases 157 to 1857 code for a protein of 566 amino acids. NCBI's taxonomy places the organism in Eukaryota, Metazoa, Cnidaria, Anthozoa, Actiniaria, Aiptasiidae. Gene Ontology annotation, biological process: proteolysis; extracellular matrix organization; collagen catabolic process. The record is from RefSeq and is a predicted model, not a curated record. The transcript has 6 exons. Gene Ontology annotation, molecular function: metalloendopeptidase activity; zinc ion binding.
AAUCAGCUAAACAAUCAAAUUACGAACAUACAGUUUGCAUUAGACUAUAUAAGAGCGAGUGUUUGCCGUGCCUUGACACUCAGAACACAUCACCCAACACAGAGAAACCGAUCGAUAGAGAAGAUUACAUAGAAGAAGAUACGCCUAUAGCCAACAAUGAAUCUUKCCAGCCUGCUGAGAAUUUCUCUAACGGCGAUAAUAUACCAYKGGUUUCUGGAUUUUUCCUCUGGUGCACCGAUGGUCAACCCAAAAACAGUUUCCAAUGGAAUUGAUUAUUUAGCAAAGUAUGGAUAUCUGGUACGAAAGGACCCCAAACAAGGUCAAAUGAUGAGUCAACUGAUGUUAACAAGUGGUAUCGAGUCGCUACAAGCAUUUGCUGGCUUGAAUGUAACUGGUAAAUUUGAUGCCGCAACUAUCAAACUUAUGGGYACCCCAAGGUGUGGUAUGCCWGAUCAAAGCCCKGCAGACAAGGCUAGAAGAAAACGACGUUAUACACUCCACGGGACUUACUGGAAGAAAAAGGACAUAACGUAUAGAAUCAAGGGAUGGACGAGUGACGUUCCCAUGGAAAACCAAAGAAAGAUCUAUAAGUGGGCUUUUGAACAGUGGUCUAAAGUCAGYAAAAUCACAAUCACAGAGGCUCCUAAGAGUCUGUCCGAUGACCAAGUAGAAAUUUUGAUUGACUGGAGGCGUUAUGACCACGGCGAUGGCUAUCCGUUCGACGGKCGGGGUGGUACCUUGGCUCAUGCAUUCUAUCCUCUCAAUAAUAAAGGAAUUUCCGGCGAUGCACAUUUCGACGAUGAUGAAUGGUAUACAGUUGGUAAACCUGAUGGUAUCAACCUUGAUUGGGUCGCUCUUCACGAGUUUGGCCACAGCCUUGGCAUAGACCACUCCACAGUUCGUGGUUCGAUCAUGUUCCCAUGGUAUCAGGGUUACAAAAAAGACAUUAAACUUACCUCAGAYGACAUCAUGGCAAUUCAGGGGAUUUACGGUAAACGAAGAGGUAUCGUUAGACCAACAAGACCUCCAGCAACAGUGGAUCCAUCAGGCCCACAACCAACCCAAAGGCCAACAGUUGACGAGUGUCUUGCUGACCAUUACGAUGAUUGGCUGUACGACCCACGUGAAGAGAAGACUUACGCUUUCAAAGGCGAUUACUACUUUGUUGUCAAUCCCCACACUGUUGGUGUGAUGGAUGGACCUUUGAAAAUCGCUGAUAAAUGGAAGGGUGUCGCUACACCGAUAGACGCCGUCUAUAGACGCCUUGAUGGAGUUAUUGUAUUCUUCAAGGGUGACAAAUACUGGAAAUAUUACUACGACCGCCUUAUGGGAGCCCCCAGACAUAUUUCCAACUAUAGACUUCCUGAUGCACUAAAGAACAUGGACAGUGUCUUUGUGUGGGGCCGAAAUCAGAAGACCUACUUUGUGAAAGGGAACCARUACUGGAGGUACAACGAGCGCCGCCGCACAGUCGAUUAUGGUUACCCAAGGAGCCUAUCCGUGUGGAAAGGUAUCCCGGGAAAUGUUGACGCAGUGAUGAAAUGGAAAAAUGGAAAGACCUAUUUCUUUAAAGGAAGACAAUAUUUCAAACUGGAUGAUUAUUCGAUAACUGCYGARGCUGGUUAYCCAAAGAGUACCGCAAUCAAAUGGAUGAGAUGUGAAACAAGUCGUCUUGCAAUUAAAACCACCUCGAUCAACCCAACUGGUAACAACACUGUUGAGGCUARCAAUGACAAAUCGUCAGGUACAGCGGUUCUACCCACUCUCAUCAUGCUCAUUGUCAGCGCUUUGACUGCUGGGAAAUUAUUCUARUUAAAGAAACUAUUCAGAAAACGUAUUAGGUUAUAUGAAAAUUAAAAGCUGUUCGUAUCUUCAGUUUUUUUUUUCUGCCAAAAAGAACAAGAAAUACUAAAACAAACUAUUUCUGAUUAAGAAUCUGCCGACUAUUUAUUGCUUCUCUUUUGAACAUUUUACGUUUUCAACUUUUGAGUUGUAAAUUAUGCUGAAGUUUGUGAAAGYCAAAGUUGUACAUUUUUAUCAAUCAAUUUUAUAGAUACAUUAUAUAUAUAACUCGUGCCUAGGRCUCUCAACGCUAAGAACCGAGAUGCCUGGGUAUUAGGUCCUGAUGAUUCUAAAAUUUAUAUGAUUAUAUAACCUUAGAUUUUGCAAGUGUAAUUAAUAGAAAAAAUAUAUAGUAUUUUUUGAAAAAAAAAAGUUACUGUGUAACACUUUGUAAAGUUCCAAGUUAUUGUAAUAUUAAUUUAUUGUUGUAUUUAUUAUGAAUGAAAWUAAACGCUUGACAUUUUUAAAAAGA